CGAACCAGCAAUCGGCUUAGUGAGCGUUGAAAUUUACCAUCCUCUGACUGCCUGCUGAUCAGAAAUACAAAUCAGAUCCGACUGUACGUUCCAGCAAAACGAUCGCGUUCUCUGCGCCGAGCGAAGGGGCGUCUCACCGCAAGUGGCUUCCAGAGCAUUUUGGUCGCUUUCCUGUGAUUUUGUUAGGAAAGUGUUCAAACACAAGGACAUAUCUUUCUGUGAGAGGGAUUCCAAUUCGCGAGCAUCAUGAACCCGAGCAUGUAUUGUCGACUGAAUCUGGUCACUCUUUUGCUGAUUUUCUCCGCUAUUGGCCCAGUUGUUCACGUUCAAGGUUCCUACCUGGAGGGCCGUGUAGCUGUUACCCAGAGGGGAGGCCACGGGGAGGCAGAGGGGGGCCACAGCACCUACCCGACCACCCAGGACACUGACCGCGAUGGCCCACUGGUCACCACUGCUCCACCUUUCAACGUCCUCAACCACCACCCCCCUUACAAAGGCUUCCUGGCUCCGGAGUCGUACCACACCGACGACCUCCGCGGACACCCACAGUUUUUCGAAGACAGUGGGGGUGCCACCGUGCCAGGCUCGGGCCACCACCUGGUACAGGAGCCCUCCACGCAGCUGGUGCCCCACGAGGAUGCGCCGGCCUUCUCCGAUGUCGCUUCGCCAACCCCCACCACGGCGGCAACGCCUGCAUCCACCAUCACCGCCCGCGACCCUGCCGGCUCAGAUCAGCACGGGUCCAAGGUGGCGGACGCAAUGAACGGAAAAACCACAACGUCGCACAGAGAUUUCAUCAUGGCUGAAUCCCUGACAACUGCUACGCAUGCCUCCACCCCUCCCCCCUGUGCCAGUACUCCCAAUAUGGCUGUUACCAUGGGACGCGGCUCGUCAGACAGAGCCAGAGUUGCCAUAGCAACCACCGCAUCGCCGCCGGCCUUGGUGAAAACGGACACCAUCACCGAGAUAGAGAGGUCCGCAGCUCAGAAUAACAAGUCCCCAGACAAUGUGGUCCCUGCCGUUGCAUCUGCUGAUUUGGAGGAGGAAACCACGACAACCACCAUCAUCACCACCACUGUCAUCACAACCAUGCAGACCCCAGCUCCGUGUCUCACCAACUUCACGGCGCCAGAGGGCUACAUCGAGACGCCACAGCCGGCGCAGAUGCAGACGGGCUCCUGGUAUGAAACGACCGUGGACUGCACCUACACCGUGACCGUCUACAUGGGCUACGGCGUGGAGAUUCAGGUGAUGAACGUGAGCCUUGCGGAGGGGGACACGGUGAGGUUCGAGGACCUGGGCGGCCGCGAGCCCUCGGUGCUGGCCAACGAGUCCAUCCUCAUGAAGGGCCUGGUGGUGCGCAGCUGGAGCAACCAGAUCUCCAUCCACUUCCACAGCAAGCAGCCCAAGCCUGGAUCCUUUCUGCUCCGCUACCAAGCGUUUGUUCUGAGUUGCCCAUUCCCCGAGCGCCCGGCGUACGGAGAUGUGUCCGUGACCAGCCUGCACGCGGGCGGAGAGGCCUACUUCUACUGCUUCACUGGUUACCAGCUCCAGGGCCCCCCCACCUUGACCUGCCGCAAUGCCACCACCCCCUACUGGAGUGGCAAGGAGCCGCAGUGUCUAGCUUCCUGUGGAGGGAUGGUAAAGAACGCCACGGUGGGACGCAUCGUCUCUCCUGGUUUCCCUGGCAACUACAGCAACAACCUGACCUGCCACUGGAUUCUGGAGGCCCCCGAGAGCCACCGGCUGCAUGUCCACUUCGAGAAAGUGGCCCUUGCCGAGGACGAUGACAGACUGCUGAUUAAAAAUGGGAACCACAUCGACUCUCCCCCGCUGUAUGACUCGUAUGAGGUGGAGUACCUGCCCAACGAGGGCAUCGCCAGCAGCUCCAGGCACCUGUUUGUGGAGCUCACCACGGAUGGAUCCGGAACCUCCACUGGCACGGCCAUUAGAUAUGAAGCCUUUGGGCCUGGACACUGCUACGAGCCAUUUGUCAAGUAUGGCAACUUCACCAGCAGCGACAGCACCUACGCAGUGGGCACCGUGGCCGAGUUCACCUGUGACCCCGGGUACACCCUGGAGCAGGGAUCUGUCAUCAUCGAGUGCAUGGACCCAAACAACCCACAGUGGAACGAGACCGAGCCUGCCUGUAGAGCUGUUUGCAGUGGGGAGAUCACAGACUCCGCUGGGGUUGUGCUGUCUCCAAACUGGCCUGAGGCGUACGACAAAGGCCAGGACUGCAUCUGGGGCAUCCACGUGGAGGAGGACAAGAGGAUCAUGCUGGACAUCCAAGUCCUCCACAUGGGAAAGAAUGACCUGCUCACCUUCUACGAUGGCGAUGACCUCACCGCCAAGAUCCUGGGUCAGUACGGCGGCACGCGACCCCGCUUCAAGCUCUACACCACUACGGCCGACGUCACCAUCCAGUUCCAGUCCGACCCCGCCACCAACAUCUACGGCUACAACAACGGAUUUGUGGUGCACUUCUUCGAGGUGCCGCGCAAUGACACCUGUCCCGAGCUGCCCGAGAUCACCAACGGCUGGAAGACGACCUCUCACCCCGAGCUGGUCCACGGCACAGUGGUCACUUACCAGUGCUACCCGGGCUUUGAGGUGGUUGGCACGGAGAUGCUCAUGUGCCAGUGGGACCUGACCUGGAGCGGAGACCUGCCCAGCUGUGAGAGAGUGCUGUCCUGCCCAGAUCCGGGAACAGUGGAGCACAGUCGCCGCGUGAUGUCCAGUCCCCGUAUGACAGUGGGUUCCACCAUCCAGUACAUCUGCAACAAAGGCUACUCGCUCUCUGGAAACAGCCUUCUCUCCUGCUACAACCGAGACUCCUCCGGGCCCAAGUGGAGCGAGAGGCUCCCAAAAUGCAUUCCUGAUGUGUAUGAACCCUGCAAGAACCCAGGCACCCCACCCUACAGCUCCCUGAGACCCGAAAAGCGCCUCUACCAGGCGGGAGAGGUGCUGCACUUCACCUGCCAGAAGGGCUACGAGCUCCUGGGAGAGCCUGAAAUCCGCUGUGUGGCGGGACGCCCCUCAUGGUGGAGCAACCCUCCCCCUGUCUGCAAAGGCUCCGCACUCGAGUACAUUAAUGAGCAGAGAUUGGAUGUUGCAAGUGCUUACCUCAACAUUGAGGGCCCUAAUGUGGCCAUCGCUGUCUUCAUCCCUGUUGCCAUCAUCACUGCGGUCAUUCUAGGAAUUUACUUCUACUUUUCAAGGUACCAGGGGAAGUCCUUACGAUUGUCUACGUCCUCCCCACAGUACGACCACAUCAGUGGAGAUUCGGCUUUUGAUAACCCUAGUUUUGACACAGCAAACAGCGAGGAGACAAGAGAGUAUGAAGUUUCCAUUUAAAACACUGCAUUUUUCAGCCUGGAGGAAUUCAAGCCUUUUAUGCCUUGUGGAAGUAUUUUUUUCCGGCACCUUCCAUUUCUCCUGUGACUCGUCCCGCCUCCCUUUUUCCCUGUACGCCCUUACUGAACCUGCUGUAAAUAUCUGUCUUCAGAAGAAUUCUGCAAGCACUGUAAAGAGUGUGGACGACUUGAUAUUAUUUUUGUAGAGCUUCAAUAGCAAUGACCUAGCAGUGGUGUUUGUACAGUUUCUACCCAGUGACUGAUCCUAACAGAAUGAUAUGGCACUGACAGUAGGACACUACCCAUCAAACAUUAAUGUAAGUCUUUCUGUGUACAUAAAGAGACAGGUUGAUUUUGGUGACUAUUAAUAUUUUCAUUUUUCUUUUUGAUUCACUGGUAAUCAACCAUUUGCAUAGUAUCCUAUUAUAUAUAAAAACAUCUAUUUAAAGAUGUUUGAUUUAUUGGAUGACUGAUGGAAUGAACAGACAGCAAAUGUUAUAUUAUUUCCUCCAAAUAUUCAUUCCUCACCUGGUUUAGCCAGGCAACAUACAGUAAGUCUACACCUUGUUGAGGGGUUUUGCGAGAUCACUACACAGUAUUCUGCACCCACUGUUUUCAUUUUUAACAAAAUACUUGUCUUAGCCCUACUUUUAUGUUUGAUCAUUUGAUGUCUGGAUGUAUACUGAACUGUAAUGAACAUAACGGCUUGUGUUACUUAUUUUGCACUACUAAAUUAUUAUGAUGUUUAUUAUAUUGAAAAUGGAUAUAUUAUUAAGAGGGCAUUUUCCAAUGUUAUUAUCACUUGAAUUUUGUUUUUUAAAAAACUGAAUCAAACUGGUGAUGGACUGAAACAGAUCUUAGGCUACUUGGUGACUGCUGAGCAAAUCACCUUGGAGAAUGAAGGGUUAAAGCGAAGUGUGAAACUGUUCUCUCAACAGUAUUGUAAUAUGUGUAAUAAAACAAAUAUUAAAUGGCACACUUUGAAGAAUG
Messenger RNA from Alosa sapidissima (American shad), 4346 nucleotides. RefSeq names its product seizure related 6 homolog b (gene sez6b). Gene Ontology annotation, biological process: regulation of dendrite development; synapse maturation. The record is from RefSeq and is a predicted model, not a curated record. The transcript is spliced from 18 exons. Gene Ontology annotation, cellular component: neuronal cell body; dendritic spine; dendritic shaft. Bases 247 to 3357 code for a protein of 1036 amino acids. NCBI's taxonomy places the organism in Eukaryota, Metazoa, Chordata, Actinopteri, Clupeiformes, Clupeidae.